CCCCGACUUGCUAUUCCAAAACACUUUCGAGACGGUCUACGACUCCACCAGACGAGCAAGAACAGCCAGAUCUGGCCAGCACCAAUCUAACAAAGCGCAACACCGUACACGCCAUUCAGCACGCCGUCUUCCCCUCUACGGCGACUCAGCAGCCCCCCCAGAAGUAGCUUUUACACUCUCCUUUCCCCCCGGCCUCCUUCUUUUGCCUUCUCUUUCCCCCGUAUUCUCUUGUCCUCCCAAAAUCUCUCGGCGCCCAGCCUGCGAUCCCUCCCACAUCCCCCACACGCAAGCCUUCUUGGAACGCUUUCUACCGACAACCUCAACCUCGACCCGGUUUAUUAACAAUUCGAUUGUGACCUUUGGCUAUUUUGGUCUUCGCCUGGGAGAACUUGGAACAUUGACGAUUGCUUCGAACCAACUGCUCAACCCUUCAACGACUCUGUGCGCGACUUCAGAACGCCUGGACUCGUAUCCUCGACUCUCGCCGCACCCAUCCGCCCGACCGAGUCCCGGAACUCGCGUCGCUCGACGACAACAACUCGACGCCUACGUCAAUCAACACUGCGAAUCCACCGACGACUGCGAAGCUUAUUCGAUGGCGAGUGUUCGCGAAUAGGACGAAUCUUCUUUCGAUCCUCGCCUGCGGCUGGCCGCUCUGUUCUUCAUCGACAAGCAUCCGACGAGUCGGCGCCGCCAUCAUGGUAGAUUUCGCCGCAGCCGCGAGUCCCUUGCCCUCUCUGGGCGCCGCCGGGGCAGCAGCCGCGAAAAUCGCGACCGCUGCGCCUAUUAUUAUCGCGAACAAUGGCAUCAACUAUGAAGAAACCACGACCGGAGGCGCGGUACAAUACAACGACCUGCGUGACCCCUUCUUCGCCUCCAUCUUCCCCGUCUGCUACGCCCUCGCCGCGACGACAGUAACAGCAUACAUGCUUGUGAUCAUGCUUUUCAUUACUCCCCGAUCAUUUCUCGAUGGUGGAGUGGUAUACCUGGGCCGACGCGGGUUUACGAGUGGUGGAACAUCGAAUGGAAUCAGCAUCGGAGGUCGACCAUGGCUGCAGAAGGUGGCCGCCGUCACCGUUGCAAUUUCUCUCACAAUAGCAAGCGCCGAUACUUUUAAAGUUGCCGAGCAACAGUACCAGUGGUCAAUUCAAGACGCCAAAAAGAUGCAAUCGGAGGUUAUGGACGGAACCGAACUGAAAGUCAUUCGCCUCAUUUCAGACACCUUUUUGUGGCUUGCACAAGCCCAAACUCUCAUCCGACUCUUCCCACGUCAGCGGGAAAAGGUUAUUAUCAAGUGGACUGCCUUUGCGCUGAUUACGUUGAAUCUCAUCUUCAGCGCCUUGAACAGCUUCCAGUACCCCACCAGCGGGAGCAACGGCAACGCCCGUCCACGAAGCUUUGUGGACGCCGUGCCCGCUCUCAGUUACCUAUUUCAACUGUCCCUCGGCCUGUUAUACGCCGCAUGGGUCAUUUACUAUUCACUUAUGAAGAAGCGAUACGCCUUCUACCAUCCCUUGAUGAAGAACAUGAUUCUGGUUUCUACACUAUCACUCUUCGCCAUUCUUGUACCAGUCGUUUUCUUCGUACUGGAUAUGGCACAGCCAGAAUUCGCUGUUUGGGGAGACUACGUUCGCUGGGUCGGUGCUGCAGGCGCCAGUGUCGUGGUUUGGGAAUGGGUGGAAAGGAUUGAGGCAUUGGAAAGAGAAGAGAAGAAGGACGGUAUCUUAGGACGCGAGAUUUUCGACGGCGAUGAAAUGCUGGAGGUCUCAGCGUCCGAGUUCCCAUGGCUUAGGAGAAGAAAGAACAGAAACGGUGGUAGGGAUGGUGACGGUGGCGAAGACGGACCUCAGGGUGGUUCUGGCGCUCAAGGUCCUCCCUCGGCCGAGCGAGGCAAUCUUUGGCCAGGCAUGACACAAAUCGCCUCCAGAUAUCGCUCCAAUCACGCCCACACCAACUCAGGAGCAAACAACCAAGGCGGCCAGAGAUCAAAGGGCGGUCUGUUGCGUCCGCCCAUGUGGCCCUCUCGGCCCGCACCUGCGGUGACGCCCGUCAGUCGUACAGACACAGCCAGCGCAGCGAGCACCGUAUACGCUGUAAGAUAUCAGCUGCCUUCAGAGACAACUUCACGGACACCAGAGGCAGUCAUCCGAGCUGCCAACCAAAGGAACGCUGCAGCUGCCAUGUCGAGGAGUAACUCGACAUCAUCUAGGAGCGAGUCGACAACGAGUGACGACGAGCUGUCGAUGGCGGCGCCCGUGCCAAGACAAGCAACGCACAAGACUGUUGAAAUCGACACAGAGGCCCAGGAGGACAUGACAGAGAAGAACCGCAAUGGAUGGAGAUCUUUAGUGGCCAAUCCACUCUUCCGCCGCACUGCUCGCGAUCCACCAGCCGAGGUGAUGGCCCACACCGAGUCAAAGCCCGAGGUGCGUGGUGGUCACGAUGAUGCGGGUAGAUGGGAUCUCCGGGCUCGUUUGGAGGACUUUGCUGCCACGCAGGCCGAGAAGAUCAGAGAGAAGAUGCGACCAACUCCCGAGACAGAUAGCCUUCCGGUGACUGUCAUUCCUGCGCCACCAAGACAGGGAGCGGCACUGGCCCAACUACUGGAAGAGGAACAGGACCAGGAGCAACCGGGUCUCAGCAGAACCAUCAGCGACGCCUCUGCACUCUCGCCUCAAGCUGCGGCUGGUCUGGGAAGGACGCAAAGCAAUUUCUCUCGUCGGUCCCCUGCCGCAGGUCAAGGUCAAGAGCCUGCCACUCUUCAGCUAAGCAGACCACCUCUCUGGCCUGGAGUAAGAACCCAACAUCAGGACUUUGAGCCGCAUUCACCAAAUGUGCCGCCUACGCCCUGAUGAUGAGUCUACGCGGUUUACGAGUUUCUUUGUCGAUUAUUCAAAAGCGUGGCGCCGUGGCUUUCUAACUCUUUUGCAUCACGAGCAAGCAUAACGGCGCAUUACUACGGGAGAACGGAUGACUCUGGCACGAGUCUCGAUUGGUUGUUCAAAUUCAAAUUCAAAGUGUAUAUUGCAGAUGGAGUAUAUGGGACUGGGGAAAACGCCCUCACGAGGAAGCGGAAACCAAAAAUCUUUCGCAAAUAAUGAAGAGGGGACCCAAUCGUGGUUUCAUGUACAUGUUUGGGGAAUACGGAACGAAAGCCUACAGUUGGGCGGAUGCAGCGUAUAGAAACGGGGCGUUUUGCGGCUUUGUGUUUUUUCAGCCUGGCCAACAGGUGAUCCCUCCCUCUCAGAGCAGGAGAUGGUGAUCAAGCCGCGCGCGCUGUAUCAGACGGGGCCUCAUGUUGUGGAGAGAUAUCUGCGAGCCGUAGCCAAACUGUGGUGAGGUGGUGGAAGUGCGCAGUACCAGGGGCCGCUUGGUGUAUGGACAUGAGGUGGUGAGAGGCAGAAUAAGCGAUAGCCGC
Colletotrichum scovillei is the source of this 3418-nucleotide messenger RNA. RefSeq lists its product as uncharacterized. The transcript has a single exon. The coding region runs from base 699 to 2852 and encodes 717 amino acids. The record is from RefSeq and is a predicted model, not a curated record. Gene Ontology annotation, biological process: cellular response to pH. NCBI's taxonomy places the organism in Eukaryota, Fungi, Ascomycota, Sordariomycetes, Glomerellales, Glomerellaceae. Gene Ontology annotation, cellular component: plasma membrane.